Messenger RNA from Bipolaris oryzae ATCC 44560, 2427 nucleotides. RefSeq lists its product as uncharacterized. Bases 1 to 2427 code for a protein of 808 amino acids. The transcript has 5 exons. Gene Ontology annotation, biological process: activation of GTPase activity. NCBI's taxonomy places the organism in Eukaryota, Fungi, Ascomycota, Dothideomycetes, Pleosporales, Pleosporaceae. The record is from RefSeq and is a predicted model, not a curated record. Gene Ontology annotation, molecular function: GTPase activator activity.
AUGGCUUCCCAAGCAGAGGCGCCACCCUCUCCAACCGCGAGCUUCUAUGAUAUGAGUGAUGAUGAAGAGGGCGAGUACAACACAAUUCGACAUACCAGCAGUGGCAAAGGCGUAAAGCUGCUGUAUACAAAGAGCAAAGUAUACGUACAUCCCUCACCCUCGUCUAAAGACAACAUCCCUGGCUUCAUUGCCCUCAUACAACAAAAGUCAACCCGCUCCUCUAACGAUGCACGUCCUACUCCAUCCUCGUCUGCUCGAAGCGUCAGCGCGUCCUCACUACUCCUUUGCUGGAUCCCAGAGUCGAGCCUCGGCGAUGCAUACGAUACCUACGUCAAGGUCGAUCUAUCAGACUCCUCAUCACCACCUAAACAGUCGUAUUUGGUGCCACCACCUCCUACACCUUCCACGCACUCUGUAACUCCCGGUUAUGCAUUUGCACUGCCCGUCAGCGAGAUAUAUUCGGUCUUGAUACGACCACCAAGUAUAGGAUGGUGGUUUGGGAGCGUGGUUGUCAAUACUCGUGCUGGUGACAGUUUUCCUGCGCUGUUCUUCCAUGACAGCGAGUGCCAGUCCACUAUCAUGCAAAGGAAGAAGCUAGCAAAGGAGAGUUUUGAUCCGUUUGGUGACGGAGGUGGCAUGUUCUGGGGCGGCGACGAGGUACUCAGAUGGCUCAAACGAUACGUCACAGUUGAGCGGUCGGGAGCCGACCCGAGUAUAUAUCUCAUCGAUCCCUCUGAAGAAGACAAGAAGUCCUUUGGUAAAGAUGUGGCGCCGAGAAAGAGCACCGAAGGUCAAACAGGCGCAUCAUCUUCGCAACAAGGCGGACAAAGAGACGCAGCUAUGGAUCCAGUAACAAAGGCACUCAAAGAGGCGAGAUGGAAUUUCCUCGAGAAGCUCAGCCAAGUCACUACAUUUACAAGAAGGACUGCACAAGCCGUUGCAGACAACCCUAAAAUCCCUCCUCAGGUUAGGCGCUUGAUUCAGAAUCCAGAGGUGCAGACUUUACAGGAAGAGUUUGACAGUGCACGGUUAUAUCUGGCGAGGUGGGCUAUGGGCAUCGCCGAGCAAAGUGAACGAGAGCGAAACCAGCGGAUAUGGACAGCCAAAGAUGUCUUGGCCAUGGAGGAAAGCGACGUCGGCGACUUUGAGAUUCUAGACAUGGACAAGAUGACCAUGGCCGAUCGAAGAAAACCAGUCACCUUGGAGGAGUGGAAGGGCUUUUUCGAUUCCAGGGGACGGUUGCAGCUGAUGCCAGACGAAGUCAAGGACCGUAUCUUUCACGGCGGCCUGGAUCCCGACGAUGGCGUGCGCAAAGAGGCAUGGCUAUUCCUCUUAGGUGUUUACCAAUGGGAAAGCUCAGAGGAAGAGCGACGCGCCCACAUCAAUAGCCUUCGCGACGAGUACAUUCGACUCAAAGGCGCUUGGUGGGAGCGGAUGGCCGAGGGUCAGCACACCCUAGAGCAAGAAGAAUGGUGGAGGGAGCAGAAGAACAGGAUUGAGAAAGAUGUACAUCGCACAGAUCGCAAUAUCCCCAUCUUUGCUGGCGAGGAUAUUCCGCAUCCUGAUCCCGACUCUCCAUUUGCAGAUGUUGGCACAAAUGUCCAUUUGGAGCAGAUGAAGGAUAUGCUGCUUACCUACAACGAAUACAACAAGGGUCUUGGCUAUGUACAAGGCAUGAGUGAUCUGCUCGCGCCCAUUUAUGCAGUCAUGCAAGACGAUGCAGUUGCCUUCUGGAGCUUUGUGGGGUUUAUGGACCGUAUGGAGCGAAACUUCCUACGGGAUCAGUCUGGAAUGCGCAAGCAGCUCAUGACUCUUGACCAUCUUGUACAGCUCAUGGACCCUAAGCUGUACCUACACCUGCAGUCCGCAGACUCGACUAACUUCUUUUUCUUCUUCCGCAUGCUACUUGUUUGGUAUAAGCGAGAGUUUGAAUGGGCAGAUGUACUGCGGUUAUGGGAGUCCCUAUGGACCGACUACUUGAGCAGCAACUUCCAUAUCUUUAUUGCAUUGGCUAUACUGGAAAAGCAUCGCGAGAUUAUCAUGGCGCAUCUGAAGCACUUUGACGAGGUGCUCAAAUAUGUCAAUGAGCUUUCUGGUACAAUGGACCUGGAGUCAACACUCGUCCGCGCCGAGUCUCUGUUCAAGAGAUUCCAGCGAACAGUAGAAACUAUUGACAAAAAGGGCAACUUUCCCUCGGCACCACAAGCGAGGCAGCGGAAGCCAGCCGCUGGGGUGGCUGGUAGUUCAGGCUCCUCAUCGUCGGCCAACCAAGCGACGACCUCUGGUACCGAUAAAGGCAAGCAGGUUGCUGGAGAUGAACAAGAGACGAGAGUGAUCAGUCCAGAACUCCGCGCAUUGUUAAGUCGAAAAGUAGAGAAACUCGAUAAAGAUAAGGCGGCAGAGCAGGGUAGUGGCGUUGGCAAGUAG